This is a messenger RNA of Cylindrotheca closterium, 750 nucleotides long. The record is from the annotation of a GenBank genome assembly. NCBI's taxonomy places the organism in Eukaryota, Bacillariophyta, Bacillariophyceae, Bacillariales, Bacillariaceae.
AUGACGACCGCGCAUAGACCAACGUGGAAGGCAGCUGUUGGACAAGGCAGUGAAGGAGGAUGGAGUGCCGGAGGAGCCCAAUCGUCCGGCAAGAGCGUCUUGGACAUGGCAGCUCACACCAAGCUAAAAAUCCGCACGGGGUCCCAAGUCGUUGACCGCAAAAAGGCCUUGCGUGAGUCUCUUUUGAAGUUGGAAGAAGCUGAAAAGAAGGCCAACAACCGGAAGAUUGGCAUGCGAACCUUUGAUCCAGAAGAAGAGGAAAGAGGGAGGCUCCAGUUGCUGAAACAGACAGCGGAAGUAGACGAUGAAGCUAUACGGAAGAAAUACGACGAUGACGAUGCAUCAGGGGGUGGAGACGAUGAUUCGGGCGGGGGAUGGAGUGACGUUGACGACGAUGAUGAUCUAGAUGCUAGCGAUUCGGAUGAGGAUGACAGCGAUGAUGAAGAUGAUGAGGCUGCUCUUCAGGCAGAGUUGGCCAAAAUACGAGCGGAACGGGAAGAAAAGAAACGGAAAGAAGCAGAGGCUGCAGCGGCAGUCGAAGGUGCAAAGUUGGAAGAGGCAGCUGUUAUGGGAAACCCUCUUCUUGCCGAAAAUGAUGCAGAUACAUCGGCUAGAAUGAAGCGGAAGUGGAAUGAUGAUGUAGUGUUUCGAAACCAAGCAAAGGGUGAACCUGACAUCAAGAAGAGAUUCAUCAACGAUACUAUCCGAAAUGACUUUCACAAGAGGUUCCUCAACAAGUUUAUUCGAUAG